AUGGCGCACAGCUCGUCGGACUCACGCAAACACUCCAAGUCAGGCUCCUCCAAAUCCGGGAGCUCGAGAUCCGGGACCGGUCAGCCUGCCAAUUAUGGUGCCCAGGACAAUGGGGGAUAUUACCUCGAGACCUUCUGGAAUUGUCACGACUGCGGUGCCGGCACGUACACGUCAUCGACUACACCUCAGUGUCUGAACAUGCACUGUCAACAUAUUGCUUGUGGCUACUGCCCUACCAGGCAGGAGUGGGUGCGUAGAGAGCCUUGA
Molecule: messenger RNA, 267 nt
Organism: Podospora pseudopauciseta
Lineage: Eukaryota; Fungi; Ascomycota; Sordariomycetes; Sordariales; Podosporaceae
Exons: 1
Coding region: 1-267 (88 amino acids)
Source: RefSeq, a predicted model, not a curated record